GAGGGGCGGGGCUGCAACCCGAGCGUGCGUUCCUGGGCUGAGGCUGCCCGUCCUGGCAUCAGCUACGCCAGCAUGCCCGAGGAAGCAGCGCUCCAGAAGCCCUGCCGCAACUUCUCGCGACAAGUGUACUGAAGAAGAGCAACAAUGCUGCUGUGGGACAGCAACCCCGAGCCUCGCGGCCCGAGCCCUCUCUUGAAAGCAGGGACCGAAGUGAACCUGGCGGCCGCCGCCUUUGUCCAGUCUCCAGCUCAUCUCGCAGCCGGUGGAGGCCAUGCCUUCUUCCUGCUUUGGCAGUUCCAGACAGGAGCCAAUCUGGACCAACAGGAUUGGCUUGGAGAAACUCCAAUCCAUAAGGCAGCGAAAGUUGGGAGUUUGGAAUGUCUGACUUUACUAGUGGCCAGUCAGGCGAGCAUUGACUUGCGCAAUAAUAAUGGUCAAACAGCAGAAGACCUUGCACUGGCUUUUGGAUUUUUGGAGUGCGCCCAGUUCCUCAUGAGAGUGAAGCAGAUUCAGAGCAAGAAAGCAGAAGCACAGUGUGACUCUUCCUUGCAUGACAGCGAUGAAUCCAUCCAUACAGAUGCCACCACAAGACAGAAACGAGCAUGUGAAAUGAAUAGACCCAUCGGCAAAAAGAGAAGGAAAUCAAAUGGUAAGGGGGUUUCUUCAAAGCACAACAUUAAAGUCUAGUGCAAUUAAAUUGCACUAGUGAAAUUUCAGCCUGAUUGAACAUCUGUCAAAUUGAUUAUUUACUAUCUUGUACAUUGUCAGAACUAGUUUGGGGGGACCUCUUAUUUAAGGAAACAUGGUACAGUAAUAUACAAAGUGCUUUACCCACAUCCAAAAACAGCUAUAAUUAUAUUUUGAUCCAGGGAUAUAUAACUUGAUGAAAUAAGUAAUGUGGUUGUGUAGCGGCCUUAGGGCU
This is a messenger RNA of Python bivittatus (Burmese python), 922 nucleotides long. The record is from RefSeq and is a predicted model, not a curated record. Lineage: Eukaryota; Metazoa; Chordata; Lepidosauria; Squamata; Pythonidae.